AGUAGAUAUUUCAUUUAUUUUAACAGAUUAUUAUUAUUAUUUUAUAUCCUGAUCUGUAUAAACCCCAAUUCUCAAUUUGGAGAAAAGACCAGAGCGCAGUUGCAAAGAAGGGUAUAGAGCUUCUCUCCUUCUACCCUAUUUUGUUCCAAUGAGACAGGCUCCCGACUCCUGAGUCUGACUAACCAUCACUAAUACCCAAAACCCCCCACCCCCAAAAAAAGGCCAAAAAGAAAACCACAAAAAAGAAAAAAAAAGAAAUCGGUGCGAUUGUGUCGGUGAAUUUGGAUUUUCUCUUGGGGGGGGGUUUUAAAAAAAAUUUCUCUCCUUUUGUUGGGUUUCAGAGACGUGGAGGCUUCCCCAGAUGACAAGCUUAGUGGCCAAGUAGCAUGCAACCCCUUCCUUCCCUCUCUUCCCAAAAACCCAUUCACCUUCUUCUUCAACCUCUCUAAUUCUUCCCCAAUUCCCAGACCCACAACGGAACAGCAAGUUUUUUUCUACACUCAUGGAGGGUCAAGAAGAAGCGGCUGCGGCUGCGGCCGCGGCCAAUAGGAAGAGAGGCGAGAACGACAAGCCGUACAAGGGGAUAAGGAUGAGGAAGUGGGGCAAGUGGGUGGCCGAGAUUCGCGAGCCCAACAAGCGCUCCCGGAUUUGGCUCGGGUCGUACUCGACUCCCGUCGCCGCCGCCCGGGCCUACGACACCGCCGUCUUCUACUUGAGGGGCCCGUCCGCGAGGCUCAAUUUUCCCGAGGCGCUGCCGGUCGUCGGCGGCGGGUGCGGCUGCGACGGCGACAUGUCGGCGGCUUCGAUAAGGAAGAAGGCCACCGAGGUCGGCGCCAGAGUCGACGCGGUCGAGACGGCCAUGCGGCAACACAGGGCGGCGGCGGCGGGGGGUCCGAUGGAGGAGAUGCAGCCGUGUAGGGCGGCUGCGGCGGAGGAGAGCGGGUUCGUGGAUCGGGUCGACUUGAACAAGAUGCCCGACCCGGAGGAAACGGACGGCGGAGUCUGCGAUUGGGGGAGGAAUUAAAAUUAGUUUGAGGGGGUGUGGCUGCUAACGUGCGCAGGGGAGGUAUGUGACGGCUGAAGCAAUGAUGAAGCUUUCGUCCUGGUCCUGGGGAUUACAAUUUUAGUCAGUCUACAGUCUACUACUACUACUGUAUCUCUCUCUCUUUUUUUUUUUCUUUUUUUUUUCUCUUUUUUCUUUUUCUUUUUCUUUUUUGCGUUUUAAUGAGAAAUUUUGGUAGUAUAAAAUGUAAAUUAUGGGAGUAACAAGCUUAUUUUCUGCA
Rosa rugosa (rugosa rose) is the source of this 1283-nucleotide messenger RNA. Its product is annotated as ethylene-responsive transcription factor ERF008-like. Gene Ontology annotation, molecular function: DNA binding; DNA-binding transcription factor activity. The record is from RefSeq and is a predicted model, not a curated record. The transcript has a single exon. Gene Ontology annotation, biological process: regulation of DNA-templated transcription. Lineage: Eukaryota; Viridiplantae; Streptophyta; Magnoliopsida; Rosales; Rosaceae. The coding region runs from base 503 to 1024 and encodes 173 amino acids.